AACGACUAUUUCAUAAAAAAGCUACUUCUCUAUCAUACCCAAAUCAAUCCUCAUCAAAAACUAAAACUUCACCAAUCAAUGAACAACUCGAAUCUCAAUUACCUCCAUCUCCUCCUUUAGGUUAUAAUUCUCAUUCUCAUUCAUUACCUUUAUCAUCUACUUCUCCUAAUCCUUGGGCUUUUAUCUCUCAUCAAAACCUUACUACCGAUCAUCAUUCAUCUCCUCAAUCUCUACCACUUUCUUCAAGGAUUCCAGAUUUGAUUUUAAAUCAAGAAGAUAAAGAAAAAUCUCAAACUGAACCUAUUCUAAGUACUAAAAUGAUCAAUUCAAAUCCGAAAAAGAAAGCAGGAUUCUUAUCUAGAUUUCAAACCAAAUCUACACAUCACACAACAUUCCACAAUCAUCAUCAUCAACAACAACCAAGCAGCGAAAUUCAAAGAUGUGUUAGUUGGCUUUGUAGUCUUAAUCAACUUACAGAAGAUUGGUCCAAGAUUUUAGAGGUUUGUGAUAAGCUUUCUAAGAGUGAAGAUGAUUGUAAAGAAGCUGUACAUUUGCUUCGUAAAGAACUUAAACAUGGGAUUCCUUCUGUACAAGUUCAAGCUAUUAGGCUUACGGUCAUCUUUGUGCUUAAUUCAUCAGAUCGCUUAAGACUUCAGAUCGCAUCUAAAAAGUUUUUAGAAACUGUUGAAGAAGUCUUUCAUAAAUCAAAUAAAGAUCCCACUAGAUUUGAAGUUAGAGAGAUGAUUAGAAAAUCGUUUUCAUUACUGGGUUAUGAAUUUCAACAUGAUGGAGAUUUACAAGCAUUCACACAUUUGUAUAAUAAAAUCAAACCGUCUGACAGUCCAAUGGGUGGUGCACCAUUAGACGAGUCUGAUCACACCUUUACACCUACUUCAAAACCUCGUUCAUCAAACCAAUCUAAUCAUCUUCAUCACUCUCAACAAGCUGUAGCACCCGUCAUGCGAGAUUUGAAAGCCGAAGCUGAAGUGGCUCGUAGUAAUGCUCGUUUACUCAUUGAAGCUUUAGCUUAUACUACUCCUGCUGAAAUGGAAAACAAUGAAUUGAUUCAGGAAUUUCAUUCAAAGUGUUUACAUCAUCAGAAUCAAUUGCUUGAUGAUAUACCCUGGGCUACAGCUCAAGCAGAACAAUCAAGACUAUAUGCAUCGUCUAUCACCACUUCUCAUCCGUUACCUGCCACCAACCCAUACGCACCUCUUUUGAAUGGAGUCGGAACCCCACCAGAUCCUUCAUCAGGCUUAACUAAAGAAGAAGAAUUAUUGAAUGUGUUGUUAUUAGCUAAUUCGGAUUUAGUAGAUGGCUUUAGACAGUAUGAUGAGAUGAGUAAGUUACUUAGGAAUGAAAAACAAAUGAAGAUUGUAGAGGAAAGAUCAAAGCUAGAGACACGAAGAGAAGUGAAUCAAGAAGGAGAAGGAGAAGAAGGUUUUGGAGGAGGAGGAGGAGGUAGUGGUGCUAGUAGUAGUGAACCUAUGAAAUCUACGUUUGCUUUGAGGUCUCCUUUGGGAUCUAGGAAUCCGUUUGGAGAAGAAAUUCGAAAACAAGAAGGAUAUCGGGUUGAAGUAGAUGAAGAAAGGGAAACUCGAUCGUCAGCUGACUUAUCAAACCAACCCGAACGGAAGAAGAAAGAAUGGAUCACCAAUGGAAAUGGGAAUGGAAUCACAGAAAGGACGAUGGUGGAAGAACCGGAUGAAUUUGAAGAAGAGGUUGGAAUACCUAAAAGGUUUGAACCAUCUGAAAAAGCAUUAGGAAAGAUGAGAAGGAUCUCAGGAUUAGAUGAAGAUGGAAUGGGAAGUGGAAGUGGAAGUGGAAAGAAAGAAACAGAUGAAUCGAAUGAAUUGAGAAGAAGAAGAGAAGAGGUGGAAAAAACGUUUAGGGAUCGGUAUAGAUUGUUUCAUGAGAAAGAAGAGAAUUGAUAGAAAGAAGGUAAGGUGAAGUGAAGUGAAGUGAGAAGUGAAUUGUGAUGAAUGCAAAGUUUUUUUAUGGAUGGUAUAUCAGUUAAGAUGGGGUUUGGGGUUUCGUGUUUGGUGUUUCGUUUUUUUUUGAUUUGAUUUGAUACGGAUGAUUUAAUAUACCAACUACCUUUUGAUUUUUUUUUUUGGUUUUGAAGAAUGUUUUGGUUUUGGUUUUGAUUACGCAACAACAAUAAUCAAAAAACAAAUGUAACUGGUUUUUGUUUUGUUUUGAUCUUUGAUCUUUGAUGAAGAAGAAGAAGAUGAUGAAGUGAAGUUUUUUUGUUUGGUUUUAAAAUAUUGUAUAGUUUAAUCUUUUUUUUGUUUGUUUUUUGAACUGUUGUUAUUAUUGUUUUUGAUUUGUGAGAUUAUGUUUCUUUUUUUUUUUUAGUUUAUGGACAAUGAAAUGAAUACAUGGAUAAUAUUUGAAAAGAAUG
This is a messenger RNA of Melampsora larici-populina 98AG31, 2404 nucleotides long. RefSeq lists its product as uncharacterized. Gene Ontology annotation, cellular component: actin cortical patch. Bases 318 to 1931 code for a protein of 537 amino acids. The record is from RefSeq and is a predicted model, not a curated record. NCBI's taxonomy places the organism in Eukaryota, Fungi, Basidiomycota, Pucciniomycetes, Pucciniales, Melampsoraceae. The transcript has 8 exons. Gene Ontology annotation, molecular function: phosphatidylinositol binding; ubiquitin binding. Gene Ontology annotation, biological process: actin filament organization; endocytosis; actin cortical patch localization.